Amyelois transitella is the source of this 396-nucleotide messenger RNA. RefSeq lists its product as uncharacterized. The transcript has 3 exons. Bases 1 to 396 code for a protein of 131 amino acids. NCBI's taxonomy places the organism in Eukaryota, Metazoa, Arthropoda, Insecta, Lepidoptera, Pyralidae. The record is from RefSeq and is a predicted model, not a curated record. Gene Ontology annotation, molecular function: protein binding.
AUGUGCGAUGAAGGAAUUUUCGUUUUUGGCUCUAAAAUAUUUCUUGAGGAGCUAGAUGUCAUAUCUCGAUUACCAUUGGAACUGUCUUGGAAGAUUUUCUCCUAUUUAGACGAAGCAUCACUCCGAAACGCAAGCAGAGCCUUUAAGAGAUGGCACAGAAUAAUUGUGUCACAUAAACGUUUAAGAAAUCGACUGAAUCAUUUCGAACUUUACAUAAAAUUAGGUUCGAAAAGUUUAGUGUCUUUCUAUAGAAGAACCAAGAGAAUAAUGAAGAGAGAAAGGAAAAAUUUCCUAACAUCGAACAAAACUGUUUUAAAAUCGACAAAAACUACUGUGAAAUCGAAACGAGGUGGCGACGAUUUGAUUGUGUACACGAAACGGUAUAAAUUAUUUUGA